UUCAAUAUGGCGGCGAAUUACAGUCGCUACUAAUGUUGACAAUGACACGAUUUUAGCCGAUUAAUUUUAGUUAACCUAAUAAAACGAACCGAUAUGACUUACUACCACCAAAAUUACAUUAGGAAAUGGUAAACCCAUGGGAUUCGUAUACCCUACCUAUUGGGUUUAAAGGAAUUAAGCAUUUUUGGGGCCCAUGCACCUGUCUAAGUCCUGUGUUUUGGUUUUGAAAGUGUUCGGCGAACGUCACGUAGGCGCCCCCUUUUUCACACUUAAUUGGAGACGCUGAAGUUCUUAAGUUAUUUUUUGUACUAAGGAAUUUACUAUUCUAUUUAAAAUGGCUGAUACACGAAGACGUGUGAAACUUUACAUGCUAAAUGAAGAUCGACAAUGGGAUGACAGAGGUACUGGGCAUGUAUCUUCUGCUUACGUUGAGAGACUUCGAGGAAUGUCUCUGCUAGUGAGAUCAGAGACAGACGGUUCUAUACUUUUGGAGUCUAAAAUACAGCAAGACACAGCUUAUCAAAAGCAACAGGAGACAUUGAUAGUGUGGUCAGAAGCUGACAAUUAUGAUUUGGCAUUGAGUUUUCAAGAAAAGGCUGGUUGUGAUGAAAUUUGGGAGAAAAUUUGUCAGGUUCAAGGUAAAGAUCCCAGUGUUGAUAUAACACAAGAUGUUGUAGAAGAGUCAGAAGAUGAACGAUUUGAUGAUAUGCCAGAUGCAGCUCCACCAAUUGAACUUCCUGCUUGUGAGACUAGCAAACUGGAAGAAAUUGCAGAGCUUUUUUCUUCAGUACUGCCAUCACCAAUUCGGCGUGAAAAGCUUGCUGUGGCCAUUGAGGCUGAGAGCUACAUUCGCAAAUUGGUUGACUUAUUUCACAUGUGUGAGGACUUGGAAAAUAUAGAUGGACUUCAUCAUUUGUAUGAAAUAUUCAAAAGUAUAUUCCUCCUAAACAAAAAUGCUUUGUUCGAAAUAAUGUUUUCGGAUGAUAUUAUUUUUGACAUCAUUGGCAUUCUGGAAUAUGAUCCAACAACACCAACUCCCACUAAACAUAGAGAAUACUUGCGGAACACUGCCAAAUUCAAAGAGGUUGUACCCAUGACCAACUCAGAACUGGAAACUAAAAUCCAUCAAACUUACCGGGUACAGUACAUCCAAGAUGUCAUUCUUCCAACACCAUCAGUGUUUGAAGAGAACAUGUUAUCUUCACUAUCCUCUUUUAUUUUCUUCAAUAAAGUGGAAAUAGUCAGUAUGAUCCAGGAUGAUGUGAAAUUUUUAACUACUUUGUUUGCUCAACUGACUGGUGAAGAAACAGAUGAUAACCAUAGAAGAGACCUAGUUUUGUUCCUCAAAGAAUUCUGUACAUUUUCUCAAACAUUGCAGCAACCAAACAGGGAAUCGUUUUAUAAGACUCUAUCAAAUCUUGGAAUUUUAUCCUCCAUAGAAAUCAUUUUGGGUUUGGAUGAUGAAAAAAUGAAACUAGCUGCUAUUGACAUAUUCUCAUAUAUUGUUGAGUUUAGUCCGUCCAUGGUUCGAGAAUUUAUCCUUCACGAAAGUAUAAGUGUUGAUGAUGAAGAUCUAUUGAUUAAUCUAGUCAUUGAGCAAAUGAUCAAUGACACAGACCCAGAAUUAGGUGGGGCAGUACAGUUAAUUGGCAUUUUGCGCCUGCUGCUGGACCCAGAGAAUAUGUUAGCCACAGCUAGUAAAACUGAAAAGUCAGAGUUCCUCAGUUUUUUCUACAAGCACAGCAUGCAUGUUCUCACAGCUCCCCUAUUUGCAAACACUGCAGACAACAAACCCAGCAGAGAUGACUACCAGAGUGCCCAGUUACUUGGACUUAUCUUAGAAUUGUUGACAUUCUGUGUAGAGCACCAUACUUACCACAUAAAAAACUACAUCAUUACUAAAGAUGUAUUGCGACGAGUGCUGGUCUUACUUAAGUCUAGACAUUCUUUUCUUGUUCUUUGUGCCUUAAGGUUCUGUCGCAAAAUUGUCGGACUAAAGGAGGAAUUUUAUAAUCGUUAUAUAAUCAAAGAGAACCUCUUUCGGCCUAUUGUUGAUGCUUUUCUCGCCAAUGGUGAUCGUUAUAAUCUUAUUAAUUCAGCCAUGAUUGAGCUCUUUGAAUUCAUUAAAGUGGAGGAUAUAAAGUCAUUGAGUACAUACAUAGUAGAGACUUUCCAAAAAGAUUUAGAGGGAAUUAAGUAUGUUAAAACAUUUGAAACUUUGAAAGUUCGCUAUGAACAGCAACGAGACAGAAACAGAGACAAGCACUCCUUUGACAGCCCACUUAAAAAAGUUUCACCAAUUAAACUGAAAAAAGCUUCUGGGAAGCGAAAGUGGUCCGAUUUUCAGGUGUUACCGGAUAUAGAUGAUGAUGAUGAAGAAGAUAGUGAUCGUCAUGCUGCAUCCAUUGUACGGAAUAACAGAUUUCGCAGGGAUGCCCGUGCACCUGAUGAAGAUGAAGAGAUGUGGUUCAGUCAAGAUGAUGAAAAUGAUGAAAACGAAAGCUCACCUCAAGUAUCUGAAAUUCUCAAGAACAAAAUAGAUUCAGAUCUUGACCACAUACACAAGUUGUGGGAGAGCAAAAAAACCAAAGAGAAUCAACCAGAUGUUGGAGAGACUCCCCCAAGACUACUCAGUGGCACAAAGUCUGCUAUCAACAUCAGCAUCAAGACUGGCAGCAACUCAUCUCUAUCCUCCUUGCUUAGCAUGCCAGACAGCCCAGGCUCACCAAGUGGAUCACCACCUGCACCAGGGUCACCUGAGUCACCAAACAGCCCCCCUACAUCUCCGCACUCGCCUAAUAGACUGUGUCCUACACCCCAUGUCUCUCCCAACAGUAACAAUUCUCUGACCAAUAAAGUAAACACAAGCUCCAGCAAUAUAACAACCACCACCUCCCCGACCACUACCACAGCAUCUAAAGUCACGGAUAGUCCACCUUCAACUAAUGCAGUUACUACAAAAACACCAGGACUGAAGGGUUUAGUGGAUUACCCUGAUGAAGAUUCAGAAGAAGAGGAGGAGGAAGAAGAGGAGGAUGUGAUAGCUCCAUCUCCGAAGCGUCCAAGAGUUGGAACAUAACAUUAACAUGCUGAACUAAUUGCUGUAUCAAUGAGUCAUUAUGUUCAUAAAACUUUUUAAAAAUUCAUUAUUUCUACCCAGAUGACAGCCAACUUAGGUUUGGAUCGUGUCAUGCUAAUUUUUAAUCUACAUACAAAUCAGUGUGUUCCACAUGUGUCCAGUGAACUGUUACAACCUUAUUUCCUAUUAAACUAGCUGCCAUGCUAGGGGUAUGUUUUGACAGUUUGUAAAGCAAAUAUUAUUACUGCCUUUUUCAUUUUGUUUUUAAAAAUUAUUGUAUGACACUUAAAGUAUAAAAAAAAAAGCUUGUAAAUAGACCAUGCUGAAAGUGUUUAAUUAUUGAGAAUUUGAAAACAAACAAAAAAAAAUAUUCAGGGAUUGAUUUAUUCAUAAUAAAUCUUUACUGUUGUUUGUAGUGAUGUUUCAUCUUUGUCAUAAUGAUAGGUCAAAAUUUUAUAUAGUUGCCUUAAUUUUGCUGUGCUGUUUUUUUUUUUAAAAAAGAGUUCUAUUUAGUUGUAAAAAUUUAAAGUUUAUUUAUUCAAAUAGUUAUUGUUAAUGGUAUUAUAAUUUCACCUUAAGAAAACCAUUUGUUACUGUUAGUGGACAUAUCCAUUGUAUACCUUAACUUGAAGUUACAAUGUAGGGCACAUCUGAAAUUGUUUAGUUUCAGGAAGUGUGAUUUAAGUAUUUUUUGUGGUUGUAGUAAUAAAACAUUUAAAGUAAUGAGCACUAUGUUAUUUAAGGUAAGUUAAUUUAAUUAAAAGAAAAUUGACAAUUAUUUUUUUGUUUUUAGAUGACAAAAAUUGCAGCUGAAUAAAAUAGUUGUCGGAUUUGUUAAGUCUAGUUCAAUGCUAGAAGUAGAUUUUUUGCCGUAAAAGGAUAAAAUAAUUUUUUGUUGUAAAAUGUCAUCAAGUUAAAAUUUGUACUAUAGAAUGUCAACAGCUAGUAGUUUGUUUACACCUUUUGAACCAAAUUGGAAAUAGUAGAGUUUAUCUAUUAAAAAAAUGUGCAUAAAGAUUGGAAAUUUUGUGUAUAGUAUCUGUAGAAUUAGCUAGUUAUUUUUUUAAAUUAUGAAAGGUUUUUUUUUUAUGGCAGCAUAUAUUUUCAGUGUAAGUGACACACACACACACAACAAAGUAAAUCAAGGUGUUAACUUCCACUGAAGCUAAUUUUAGACCAUGGUGUUAGCUGUAAAUAUAAGCAUAUGUGAAAGUAGUUUGAAUGAUUAACAUUUCUGUCUAAUCUCCAUUAACAGUAGUCUUAUUUUCUCUCAAAGACUAUUAUUGUUUCUUGAUGUUCAUGGCUAUAUGCAAAUGUAUGUUGGAGUGAUGUGAUAAAACACUGUUUUGGAAAAUACAUUUUUAAAAGCUUGGUUAUGCAGUUAAGGAAGUUGUGUAGAUGUGCCAAAUGUUUUUAAAAAAAAUUGAUACUCUCAAAGCAUACAGUUUUUAAAGCUGUCUACCUUUUAGUAAAGGUAAGCAUCAUUGUUAUGUUGCUUACCUUUCAACUCAAAGAAAAUGUGUUAAUCUUGUGACUUCCAAAAUAAUUACCAGCAAUUACAAAAUGCAAGCUUGGAAUAUUCUUUCUUAGAUUUUUCAUUUAAAAAAAAUCAUUUUCUAAACUGCUGGUUUUAUCUAGAUUAUGUUUAAAAAAUGCCUGUGUGAAUGUAAGGUUGUAUCACAAUAUUGUUGCCAAUGCUGUUUUUUAUUCUGAAAUUAAAUACAAGUUUCCAACAUUGCAAAAUUUUCAAACGUGUGCAUUGUUUUUUUUUUCUUAUUUAACUUCUUGUCUUAACCCAAUAUGUACCAGAAAGCUUGCAAACCACCUAAACAAAAUGAUUUGGAAGUGUUGGAGUAGUUUUUAUUUUUUAUUUUCUUCUUUAUUGUACCAAUGCAUUAGUUUGUUUUAAUACUGAGUGAUAUUGUUAGUCCUAUGGCAAAGCUUCUUUGCUUUAUGAUGCUACAUUAGAUUUUUAUCUUCUAGUAAAUAAUGCACUUGAUAGACCAAGGGUAGAACAACAUAAUUCAGUUUAAAUAAAGAAUGAAUAUUAUGGUUUAAGCUGCAUACAAGUAGCUGGCUGUGCGAUUCUGUUUCAUUCUCCGUUAACUGUAAGAAACAAAUUUGUGAAGCUAAUCACUGUUUAGUAUUACUUUUUUUUCUGUAUGGCCUUGAUCAGUAUUGUUUCCUAACCUUAUUUUGAUGUACACUUUUUAAUAGAAAUAUAACUAGACUUAUUGCUUUAGUUUAAAAUUCUUUCUUGAAAUCCAAACAGAGCUAUUGCCUUAUUCAUUAUUUUGGUAGUUUUCUGCUGUCGUGUUAUAAUACUGUUGGUUAAAUUUACAAGGCAAUUAAUUAAAAAAAAAAUAUUUCUAUUACAUUAGGUAUGGGAAAAAAAUGUGUAAAGUAGAUUUUUAUGGCUCUUGCAGUUAAAUAUACCUACUUAAAUGUUAACGUUAAAAGACUUGCAGUAACAAAAUAGUAGAUGAGAUAGGUUAUAAAUUAUUAUAAUUUAGAUUUACCAUGGACCAAAUAUAUCUCUGAUCUCCUGUAGUGAUGUAAUGAGAGGAUUAAUAGCUACGAUAAUGAUGUAUCAUAUUUAAUAAAUUUAUAGCAUUUUAAUUUGUUUAGUUCUUAUUAGUUUAUGCUAAAGAUGACCAAGGCUUUGUGAAAUAUGGCUUUAUAUUAAACUUUAAAAAAAAAUAUUACAAUUCACUUAUUUGAUUUUUACAUGUUCAAGUUUGAUAUAUAUUAAAAAAAAAAACUACAUCAAGGUAACAGUUGUAUGUUGAGUCAGUUGAAAAACAUAACAACAUUGUCUUGAGGUUGUAAAUUUGUAUAAAACUACAAUCAAAUGAAUUGAGGCGCAAAUGCUGAUGUAUUGUAUGAUAGAAGCAUGAUCAAUCUCUAUAUCACCAUUGUUUGUCAUGGAAUGAAAAGAUGGAAUCACAUAGUUUGAAAAAAAAAUGUUUUAAAAGAAUGAUGUAUGGUUUUAAAAGUCCAUUUGUGUAUAAAGAUCUGUUGUAAUAAAUGGUCUCUUAUG
This is a messenger RNA of Physella acuta, 6119 nucleotides long. RefSeq names its product serine/threonine-protein phosphatase 4 regulatory subunit 3A. Lineage: Eukaryota; Metazoa; Mollusca; Gastropoda; Physidae. The record is from RefSeq and is a predicted model, not a curated record. Gene Ontology annotation, biological process: protein dephosphorylation; DNA damage response. Gene Ontology annotation, cellular component: nucleoplasm; protein phosphatase 4 complex. Gene Ontology annotation, molecular function: protein phosphatase activator activity.